Molecule: messenger RNA, 1575 nt
Organism: Aspergillus welwitschiae
Lineage: Eukaryota; Fungi; Ascomycota; Eurotiomycetes; Eurotiales; Aspergillaceae
Product: cytochrome P450
Exons: 5
Coding region: 1-1575 (524 amino acids)
Molecular function (GO): oxidoreductase activity, acting on paired donors, with incorporation or reduction of molecular oxygen; monooxygenase activity; heme binding
Source: RefSeq, a predicted model, not a curated record
AUGAAUAUCCCACAAGGGUUGCCGACGCUGAAGUGGAGCGGCAUUGUGAGCAUAGGCCUUACAAGAGGGGCAUUUGUAUGCUUAUUUGCCAUUUUUGUCGUCGCCUACGUCGUCGGACUUGUCUUCUAUCGACUCUGCCUCAGCCCCCUAGCUAAGUUCCCUGGUCCCCGGUUGGCCGCCGCGACAGGGCUCUAUGAAACUUACUAUGAUGUGAUUCGCGACGGUCAGUUUACCUGGCACAUCGAGCGUUUGCAUCAGAAGUAUGGUCCCGUAGUGCGCAUCAAUCCAUGGGAAGUCCACGUGAAAGACGCGGACAAGUACAACACGCUGUACUCAGGACCGACGCGGAAGCGAAACAAAGAUGCUUGGUUCUCGUUCGUUGGAUGGCCCCAGGCGAUAGUCUCAACAGAACAACACGCAUUGCAUCGCACCCGACGAAGCGUGUUGAGACAAUUUUUCAGUGAUCAAGCCAUUCUGUCUUCAGAGCCCCUGAUCCGGGCGAAUAUCCAGGCUUUGUGUCGUCAUUUUCGCAGUGCACAAAGCAGACACUAUAGCUUGGAGCUCCAUACCGCGUUUUUAUGUUUUACAAGUGACACUAUAUCACAAUAUGCAUUCGGGAAACGGAUCGGCUUUCACUCUCUGGACCAACCGGAACUGAGUACGGCUAGCAAGACGAAGUUGAACUCUACAUUUGAGCUUGUUCAAACAACAAGACAUUUCCCCUGGCUCUGCAAGCUGGCACACGUCUUUCCUUGGCCAGCAAAACUUCUGAAUGCGGAUUUCGUCGGGGCCUAUUUACAGGAAAAGGAAGUCCAAGACAUGGUUCGCAAGACCAUAACGGAACGUGAUACAGGGAGCAGCGAGGAGCAUAGGGCAAUUUAUCCUGCGAUUCUAGACGAUGAGAAGGUACCUGAGGACGAGAAAAAGUUCUCACGCCUGACUGAUGAUGCGAUCUUUCUGCUGCUUGCCGGUACCGAUGCGCCAGGAAGAGCCUUGGUCAUGAAUUUAUAUUACAUUCUACAACACCCAGAGGUGUACGAAAGAGUCCGCGCUGAAUUGUGUGCUUCUUGGACAGAUGCCUCGACGGAGCCGCGACUUACAACGUUAAAGCAGUUGCCUUAUUUCACCGCCGUGUUAAAGGAGGGACUGCGAUUGUCCGCUCUCGUCACCACACGCCUCCCACGUGCCGCGCCGGAUGAGAUCUUGCAAUUUCACGGAUGGGAAAUUCCACGCGGGACUCCUGUGAGCAUGACCACCUAUUUCAUCCUCCGUGAUCCAGAGAUCUUUCCCGAGCCGUCGCGAUUCAUCCCUGAGCGCUGGCUCCUAGAGCCAGAAGACUUACGAAAGCUGGAGCGUUACCUUGUUCCAUUCUCCAAAGGGACCAUGGGAUGCCUGGGUCCAAAUAUGGCUUGGGCAUGGCUAUAUUUGGUUCUCGGGACACUCCUGCGGAAAUUUGAGAUGAAACUUCAUGACACCACAGAGCGGAAUGUCGAGAUGGUCCGAGAUAAAUUCCUCGGGCAGACGGAGCGUGGAAUGAAUCGGGUUCAGAUCAAGGUUUUGAGGGAGUAUGCGUGA